CCGCCCAUCGCAGCACUGGCUCAGAUGACACCGAUGGAGACGCGCCCCCACCGCCGGGGAUUCCCUGCUGCUAUGUUCAUGCCGGAGCAGAGAAGAGGCGGGGUCCGGGGAGGAAUCGGUGGAAGGCGGAACGGUGGAGGAGGAGGGGACAGAUCGCCGAUUAAUCCGGUCAUCGUGCUCCGCGGCGGAGCGGACAGUGGGAGCCAGAGUGGGAAUAGCUUCACCAGUACCGGCAACGGUGGCGAGAGUGGAGGAGGCGGAGGCCGUGGAUUCGAGUUGUAUUACGACGACGGCGCCGGUUCUGGAUUGAGGCCGCUGCUGCCGAGCAUGUCGGAGUUUCCGCUCGGAUCUGGAUCGUGCUCCUCGAUGCCGCGUCCAAUACAAUCGUCACGUCGGGUCCGCUGUCUUCCAUCAAGAUUAAAAUCGUUGUCCUGGACGGCGAUUUCGGCUCUGUCGAAGAUUGGUGCGCGAAGGAUUUCAACGACAGUGUUAUCAGAGAACGGGAAGGGAGGAGGCCGAAGAUUGUACCAUAUCCCCAGGUAAAGGUUGGAGAAAUUACCCAACGGGCUAACAUAGUCGAACUGAAGCUUGAAUAUCCAAUUUUCUGACUAAAAUAGUUCUACUUGU
Messenger RNA from Linum trigynum, 627 nucleotides. The record is from the annotation of a GenBank genome assembly. Lineage: Eukaryota; Viridiplantae; Streptophyta; Magnoliopsida; Malpighiales; Linaceae.